Molecule: messenger RNA, 6063 nt
Organism: Acanthopagrus latus (yellowfin seabream)
Lineage: Eukaryota; Metazoa; Chordata; Actinopteri; Spariformes; Sparidae
Gene: adamtsl7
Product: ADAMTS-like 7
Exons: 14
Coding region: 3644-5611 (655 amino acids)
Biological process (GO): extracellular matrix organization
Cellular component (GO): extracellular matrix
Molecular function (GO): metalloendopeptidase activity
Source: RefSeq, a predicted model, not a curated record
UUAUAGACGGGGUAGACACAAUAUUAGAAACACACAACAUAUAUACACAAAGACAUUAUCAAAUUAAGAGACAAGCAAAUACAGAUGUUUCCUUGGGUGCAUGUUACAAUCAAACAACUAACAUUCUUGCAUGCUUUGUAACAUUGAAGGAAAAUGCUGGGCAGGUUCACUAGACCACAAUUUUCAAGCGUGAUGGCAUGAGGACCAUGGUGGCAGAAGUAUUCAGAUUGGGUUAUGUAUGCGACUGCAGUAGCCGGCUGACCAGAGAUGAGUAUUUACGGUGUCAGAAGGUGUGUGUGCCUUCACCUGCACAACUUCUCCAGCCUGUAAUUAGGACACGAUGAGAGGGGCAGCUGGCCAGGACGGGAUAGAGCGACAUCAAACAACCCACAGCUGGAGGAGAAGAGAGGGCGAGUGUGAGGCAAGUGCGAGGAGAGGAGAGAAGAGCAGAGGAGAGCAGAGGAGAGGAGAGCAGAGGAGAGGAGAAAAUGAAAAGAAGAUGGGGAGUAGAGAGGAAAUUGAGAAGCGAGAAAAAUGGGGGAUGUAAGGGUGUUGAGAUACAUUUCUGUUGACUGUAUUAUUCAUUCGUAAGUGUCUUUUACCAUUUUGUCUUCCUUUCGUCUUCGUCUUCUUGUGGUCAGUGUGGGACCGACACACAUACACAUUGAAUUACCGACAACACAGAGAGACACUGACUAAAACUCAUUUUAAAUAGUCACAUAUGGGGGAUUCUCAGGAAAGCAAUAGAGCAAUCUCAACAAUCCAAAAUCUAUCAAACCUCCAUGAGCUCACAAUUUUACUGCGCUUUAAAACAUAUUUUCAAUGUACUGUAACAUACUGUGGGUGUUACCCCCCUCUGGGUCCUUUUAUGAGAUAAAACUCAAGAGAAAUGUUUUUGUCUUUGUUAAAAAAAUGAAAUGGAAAUGGUUGUAAUGCUUUUUAGGACAAGUUCUGUUACAGUCGAUGGGUUUAACAGACAGCACAGGCCUUCCAUGGCCACGGCCAGCCUGUGUUUGUGUGAGUUGGCCAGUCAGGUUUCACAUAUACAAGCCUCAGCCGUGAAUCAUAGCAGUUGUGCAUAACAAAUGGCGUUACCCAAAUCCCAAUAUAAUUGCACCAGAAACUGCAAAAAAUGCAACGUACCGGAUAAUUUUAGUAUCAACCCGUCUGUACAUGCUCAUGGUUUGUCUGUGCACUGAAUGCAUGCGUGGCUGUGUGCUUGUUUAUCACUGUCCGAGCAAAGCUGUGUGUAAGGGAGCUGCUGUGCCACUUCCAGCAGCUCUCAUGGACUCACACUAUGUGUGUAUAAUCAGACAUGGCAGCUAUUAAGCUGUCACAGUAGAAAACAGACGUUGCAGUCCUAACAGUGCCUGUCUUGGACAGAAUUCCCGGUAUUCCCUCGCAGACUUUUGGGGGCUCCCAGAAUGCCUUUGUCAUAGCUCAAUGACUAUCGGCUAUUCACUGUGGGGGACCGGCGUCUUAGAUCUGGCUGUGUGCCAGAGAGACGGAGAAAGAGUAAAUAAAAGCAUGCGCGGUAUGUCAGUGUGAUUAAAUGUUUAUGUUAAGUAUAGAGUUAAUAGUAGGUUUAUGCCUUGUGUUGCAGGGUAUCAGUGUCCUUCUGUGUCUCAGGUCAAAGGGAAAAGUGCCAAACACUCACCCAGACGGACAGACAAACGCAGACAGGGGCAUUAAGACAGAGGAAACGAUACACUGGCGUCAUCUCUCUCCCUUCUGCCUCCAGCAUCCUCAUGAGGCUUCACAGAGCUUUGCAGAAUCACAGUCUGCUUGUCUCUCUCAUUCAUGCUGCUUUCACGGUGACUCGAUUGAUUUACAGUGUAUUAUGAACAUUGCAUCAUAAUGGUUUAUCCACACAUAUGUGACUCGUAUAUCCUUCUAGGAUUGGGCACAAGGCAUAGCCCAGGGGCCCGGGGGGGUGUCAGGCAGCAAAGAUUCAAAAUAUGUAUAAAAAGAUAGAAAAUGACCAAAAAGACACAAGAAAAGGCUACUUAGAGCUUGAAAACAACCACAAAGAGACAGAAAGUGACUACAAAGAGACACAAAACAACCACGAAGAGAAACAAAAUGACCACAAAGCCACAAGGAAAGGCUACGAGGAACUUCAAAACAACCACUAAGGGACACAAAUGUCCACAAAUGUCCACAAAAUACUAUAAUGAACACCACAUGACAACUCAUAUCAACAAAAACACCCCCAGAGCCAAAUAAAACAACCACAGAGACACAAGGACUUCAAAACAACCAUUAAGAGACACAAAGAUAGAACAAGUAGCUAAAACAAACGACCACAAAGAGACACAAAACAACCACAGAGAUGCAAAGUGACCACGAAAAGUUUCAAAAUGACAAACUGUCUGUGUCUCUAAGAGUUGUUUUUCAAGUGGGUGGCAUUUGCUUGCCUGUGCCCAGGGCCCACUGCCUUUGUAAUCUGUCCGUGCGCAUACAAAAGCACACACUAUCACAAUAAAAACAGAGGUUGACAGAGAAGUUGGGGAAUUCUCAGCCUUGGCAAUUUCACACCCAUGUUGUGAGCAGCUGUGGUGUCAGUCAGCUGGUAAUCUAAGGGAAUAAGCUCUCUGAGAUCUGAUACGUUGUUUCUGCCACUCUGAGCAGAAACAACGCGCGCUACGCAGGUAAGAACACAACAUCUCUGCUCCAGUCCCAUCGAAGUUACCGCUCUCAUCUGUCCUCAACCCCAACAUGAAACAGUGGAAAGUUAAAAAAAAAAAAAAAGCCAGGCAAGCUCUACUAUAGUGUGUCUAGAGGGCUAAACAGCCCUCUGCCCAGAAAUGAAGCAUUCAGCCAGGGGAAUAUAUUGCACCCAUGUGUGUUUGAUCUUCUCCAAAUCAUUUAUGUCCAUGCAGAUAUUACCAUAACCUCUCCAGAUGAAGAUGUUGGGAGAGUGUGACGGUGGGGGUUUUGAACCCUGGCCAAGAGAUUUACAGUAAUUUCUGAAUCGAUCUGAUUGUUCCCCGACAUGGUAUGGUGAUUAACUGAGUCACAAUGGCACUGGCAUCCCUUGGGUGUGAAUCACUGAUGAGGGGAUGCUGAUUCACUGCAGAACACCAUGGCAUUUUUAAAAAUGUUUUCAGCACAGAGAACGAAAAAGAGAGAGAAAUGUGAUAAGCCAUGAGUAGAUUUAACAUAUUUUUUCGAUUAUCCUCAAUCCACUGUGGUAUUUUUAAUUUAGAUUUUUCAUCCUUCAUUCUUUCCAUCAUUGGUGAAAUGAGGAAAAAAAAUGGAAUAACUCAGAACAAGAAAGAAAAGUGAAGUGAAAACAAGAAGUGGGUGGAGAAGCCAGAGCAAGAUCAAGAGUGAUGUGUGUCCAAAAGCCUUACAAUCUUGCAUGACGAUUCACGGGGAGAGAUGUUGUUUUUGGAAAUGCUUUGGGAUAUGCUGCAGCGAGCCUGUCCUUGUGCCACAAGCACACAUCAUGAACUGUCACAACAUUCGCACCGAGGUGCGGAAUGGGUGUGAUCUCGGUUUGAAGCAACUUUCUUAAGAAAAAUGUGCCACAAGACUUUCCCUCAGCAUUUCUCCUCGCAUCCCUCCCAAACUUUGCCUCCUCUCCCUCCCACCCCUCAAGCCAACCCCACCUCACAAACACAACACUCCCCCGUUAAACAUGUGUGUGUAUGUGUGUGUGCGAGUGUCCUCCUCUCUCAGUUUCUCCAUGGCUGGAUUGUGGCAGCAGCUCGGCUCCCUGCGGCAGGGUCGAGCUCUGGCUCUCCUCCACUUGGUGUGUCUUCUCUACCUGCCCUCAGGUGCUCUUCCGUGGGAUAACAAAGCCGGCUCGCCCCCUCUGGAGGGGUUUCAGGUGGUGAGGGGGAAUUUCUCUCGCAUGUUCCUCCGUGUUGGCUACCAUAAGAUUGCAGAGAUUCCAGCAGGGGCGCGUAACAUCACCGUACGGGAGACAGUAAAGAGCCGGAGCUACCUGGCUCUGCAGACCAAAAGCGGUGUCUCAAUCAUCAACGGCAACUGGGUCAUUGACCGGCCGGGGAUCUUCAGCGCCGUGGGAACACAGCUGACGUACCUGCGUCCCAACGAGAUCCGCUCUCGUAGUGGAGAGUCCAUCACUGCGCCGGGGCCCCUGACUGAGGACCUGCACGUAUAUUUGAUCUACCAGCAACCAGGUCCCAGUGUACACUAUGAAUACAGCAUGCCUUUACAAAACACACACCCCACCCCUGAGCCUGACACACCUUCUGAUAUUCUACCGCUGGUGAGGACCGCUGACCCAUCCAAGACAGUUGAGGAGGUCCACCAAGGUGACGUCGCCAACAAUGUCAUAACUGAAAAGAAACCCCACCCCAACAAAGUUCAAUCUGACCCCAGCGUGACCGCUGACCCUUGGCCAUCCUACACGUGGACAAAGAGUGGGCGUACAGAGUGCAGCACAACCUGUGGCACUGGCAGGCGUCUGGUCCUCUGGGAGUGUGUCGAAAAAGAGUCCCAGACGACUGUUCCUGCUGACUUCUGUGACCCUGCCGUCAAACCAACAAACCAGGAAGAGGACUGCAACAUCCAGCCUUGUCCUGCAUACUGGGACGUGGGGGAGUGGUCAGAGUGCAGCAGGAGGUGUGGACCCGGCACUCAGCAUCGUCAGGUCAUCUGCCGCCAGGUCACUCACGUUCAUGCCACUGGGACGGAGACAGCUGUUACCGUGGCACCAGAGCUGUGCGGGCUGCCUGAUAGGCCGGAGACCAAGUCUUCAUGUCAGCUGAAGAUUUGCAGCCAGUGGGAGAUACGAUCAGAGUGGAGCCCGUGUUCAGUGCCUUGUGGGGUGGGCCAGCGCAGCAGGGAGGUGGUGUGUGUGAACAACCUGGGCGAUGUGGAGGAGGAUGAGGAGUGUAACAUGAACCUAAGGCCAGAAACACUACAGAACUGUGAUCUGGGAGCCUGUGCACGCAGCUGGUUCACCUCUCUCUGGAGCCAACAGUGCUCUGCAGAGUGUGGUAGGGGCAAUCGAACCCGGAGCACAGUGUGCCUGAUGGAUCAUGUGACUGAUCUCCCAUUGGCAAGCUGUGAAGGGGAACGCCCACCAGAGGUGACGCUGUGUGACUCCGGCCCCUGCCAGAACCGCCUGGAGUGGUACGCCGGACCCUGGGGUCAGUGUUCUGCAGAAUGUGGGAAUGGCACGCAGACCCGUAGUGUGGCUUGUAUUUUCAACAACAAUGGCCACAUGGAGGUUGUGGACAACUCAAAAUGUUCCAGUCUCUCUCAGCCAAUCACAGCUCAGGUCUGCAGACUGAAGCCAUGUGGUGUCCAGUGGUACGUCACAGAGUGGAGCGUGUGUUCACGCUCCUGCAGUGGUGGCUACCGUGUGCGUGAGGUGCGUUGUCUUGCAGACAACAUUGCCCCAAGCAACCGCUGUGACCCCAGUUUGACCCCGGAGAACCGCGAAGAAUGCAACAAACAGCCUUGUUUGGCCGAGAUAAAUCCAUCAUGCAGCGAUCAGUAUCAUAACUGUAUGGUGGUGGUUCAAGCCCGACUCUGCAUUUACCCUUACUACAGAAGUGUGUGCUGCGCCUCCUGCUCCCGUGCCCAGAAAACAUACCCCAACUCCCUCGAAAAGAACUACAUUCACAGGUGAUGCUGCCACCUCAGGUCUCCAAUCAGUCGGGAGGACAAAAAACAAAAAAACAAAAAAAAAAAACCAGCACUGUGAACAUGAUGCUUAUCUCCGUUUGGAGCGCCUCAGUAUGUGGGAAUAUAGGGCAUGGUUUAAUAUUCUGUCCCUCCUGACUGACUGAGUAAUCAGCUGCUUUCUUAUAUUUUGUGAAAACUGCCACACACACACACACACACACACACACACACACCACAGCCGGCAUUGUUGCUAAAGAGAGCGCUUGUUUCAUCUUACUCCAAACUGGAUGAAGAAUAACCUGAAACCUUUUUAAUCUCAUGCCAAGACACUCACAAACAGUACAAUACUUCACUAUGUAUAGGUCUAGAGUUUUGAUUCUUAAUGUAACUUUAAACUGGACUGGUCACAUUUGGUGAUGUACUUGUAUAUUUAUUCUUAAUAAAUGAUGUAUAACU